Messenger RNA from Leptopilina heterotoma, 2439 nucleotides. Its product is annotated as ovarian-specific serine/threonine-protein kinase Lok-like. The transcript is spliced from 6 exons. Lineage: Eukaryota; Metazoa; Arthropoda; Insecta; Hymenoptera; Figitidae. Gene Ontology annotation, cellular component: nucleus; cytoplasm. Gene Ontology annotation, biological process: protein phosphorylation; mitotic DNA damage checkpoint signaling. Gene Ontology annotation, molecular function: ATP binding; protein serine/threonine kinase activity; protein binding. The record is from RefSeq and is a predicted model, not a curated record. The coding region runs from base 429 to 1937 and encodes 502 amino acids.
CCCACGUGUUUUCCCUCAUCUGGCCGCGUGUUUAACUGCGCGUUUCGGCUUUUUUUGUCGUCGUCGGGGCCUUUUCACAGUUUUUCCCGUGUGAACAAAGAAAAUUCUCAAAAAUCAAUGAUUAUUUGCCGUGAAAGUUGUUGUUCUUGUUGUGAGCGAUUGUCGUGAGAUAAAACUUUUAUCCCCUUUAAAUAACAAACAAACAAACAAACAAACCAAAUAAUUUUAGUUUGAAAUUAUGUUGAAAAUCAUGGGUUAACGUAAUUUUUUUUUUGGUGAAAAUCAAAAGAAAAAAAAAAGCGGUAGUAAUUUUUUUCUCUCUCUAUAUGUAAAAGUUUUAUUUUGUAGAGAUUUGUGUUUUUGUGUGGGUGGGUGUGUAUGUUUUCAAUUUUUGUCGUCUGUGCAAUUUUUUUUUAUUUGAAAUAAAAAUGAUGAUGAACAGUCAAGAUAUACCGGAUUCACAAAAAACAACUCAAAAUACACAAGUUGGAGAUAUAUUUUCACAAGAUUUUUUGGAUUCUCCAGUGUCAUUGCUACCAUGGGGAAGAUUGUGUCCUAAUAAACCAAAAUUUAUCCCAGUCGAAUUGAUCGGAGAUUCCUACACACUGGGAAGAGCAAUGACCUGUGAAAUAAAUGUAAUGAUGCUUGGUUUGGAAAAAAAAGUUGUCGAUUGCAUUAGUAAACAGCAUUUUAAAAUAACAAAGGAAAAAAUAAAGAGCUCGAAUAACAUCGAGGACAUCACUGUCGUCUACAUUGAGGAUUUAUCACAAAACGGCACCUACGUGAAUAAAGUGAAAAUUGGAAAAGGAAACAGAGUUAUUCUUGAAAAUCACGAUGUUAUUUCACUUGCUCAGGCAAAAUUUGCAGUUUAUAUAUUUAUGAAUAUUCAGGCCUAUGAGGGCAACGAUUUACCGCCUGAAAUAAAAUCAAAAUAUGCAAUAUCUCGAAAAUUAGGAUCAGGCGCCUGUGGCGAAGUGAAAUUAGUUUUCGCUAAAAUACCAUGUAAAAUGUUUGCAAUGAAAAUACUUUCCAAGAAAGGAUUAACAUCAUUAACAAGUGACUCUGAUAAAUUUAUCGACGACAGAAAAAUUCUUAACGAAGUGGAAAUUUUAAAGAAAUUGCGACACCCGUGUGUGAUAAAAACGGAAGAAGUUUUUAAUACGAAAAAUUCGGUUUACAUUGUUCUUGAAUUAAUGGAAGGCGGCGAACUUUUUGACAGAAUUCGUCAAACGCAAACUGGUUUGUCCGAUAGAAAUGCAAAAUUAAUAUUCUAUCAGGUUGCAUUGGCCGUGCAGUAUUUACAUUCCGAGGGUAUAACGCAUCGUGAUUUAAAGCCGGAAAAUAUUCUCCUGGCUUGCGACAAGGAAGUGACUUUAGUGAAAGUUAGCGAUUUUGGAUUAUCGAAAUUCGUCGACGCCGAAACAAUGAUGAAGACAUUUUGCGGUACGAUGAUGUACGUUGCGCCGGAAAUUCUAUUGACACAUGGACGUGGCGCGUACACGAAUAAAGUUGACGUGUGGAGUUUGGGUGUUAUUCUUUACACUUGUCUCAGUGCAUUAACACCGUUUAAUAACAAUAAUCCAAGAAUAAGUCUCUACGAGCAAAUCACUCAAGGAUUAUAUAAUUUUCCCCAGUCACGUUUUGCAAAUGUUGAUGAGAAGGCAAAGGAUCUUAUAAAGUGUAUGAUGACAUUGGAUCCAAAAAAACGAUUAACAAUCGAUCAAGUGAUAAAACAUAAAUGGCUGUGCGAUUCAACAAUGAAAACGACGGUUUUGGAUUUGUUUCGAGUGUCAGGUGAUAAUCAAAAUUAUGCACCAUUCUUGGAGAAUCAAAUGAAAAAUAUGAAAUUGUCGGAGAGAAGACCAAUUACACACGCUCCAACCUUUACACAAGUCGCGAAAAGACCAAGAUAUGACUUUCCCGAUCCCAGGUUGUAAAUAACAAAACAAAAAAAAACAAAACAAUAUUUAUUUUAUAAAUAAUAUUUAUAAAUAUGUAAAAUAGAGAAAUUUUUCGAAAAACGAACAAAGAAAAAUGAAGACGACACUGAAUAUUAAUAUUCAGUCGAAACUAACGAUCGUGAUAUUUAAAAAGAUAAAAAAAUUGAAACAAAUACUGUGAGAUUAAUUAAUAGAGUAAAUGAAAAGUUUAACUUUUUUAAAAAAAAAUAGUUUAAUUGUGCCAUGUUCAAAUGUUUUCUUUUGUGUCUCUCUCUCUCUCUCUCUCUCUCUCUCUUUCUCUCUUUUUAUUUUUCUUAAAAGUAAAUUUUGUUACUAUUUCAAAAGUAGACAUUAGUUUUUGUUAUAAAAAUCUACAGUUUGUCCAAAGAGUCUCUGUCUAAUAAAGAAAACAUUUUGUAAAUGAAUUUUUUUCUAAAAAAAAGUCUUUUGAAAUGAAGAGAAAAAAAAAUAAAGAACAAGUUAUUUUUUUUUAUGUAAA